Molecule: messenger RNA, 3453 nt
Organism: Eleginops maclovinus (Patagonian blennie)
Lineage: Eukaryota; Metazoa; Chordata; Actinopteri; Perciformes; Eleginopidae
Gene: tagapb
Product: T cell activation RhoGTPase activating protein b
Exons: 15
Coding region: 177-2711 (844 amino acids)
Biological process (GO): signal transduction; regulation of Rho protein signal transduction
Molecular function (GO): GTPase activator activity
Source: RefSeq, a predicted model, not a curated record
AUCAUUUUGGCGUUUGGCCUAUUUUCUCGAAACAUCAGAUUAAAAUACAGCCAUACAUAUUUGACUCAUAUGUGCAGUCUGUUGAGCUGUAAAGUCAGCAACCAGCAGACAUAUCAGCAUGACGGAUAAACAGCACAGGAAAUCAGGCGGCUGAGGUCUUGCUUGGAGAAACCACCAUGGACUCUCCUGAUUAUGGAGUUGUAUCUAUGAGGAGAGGAAGUUAUGAUGAUGCUGCAGCUUCUCUACAUCCUCACCUCAAGCACUUGGCUCAGAGACGACGCUCGGCUCCAUCUCUGGUCUUUGGGAAGGCGCUGGGGAUGCCAUGGCCUCCUAUUAGGGAGGAGGAUUCUUGCUGGGUCUCUGUGGAGCAGAGUCCAUUUGUGCUCGGCCUCAGCAGUGAGAACGGAGAGCUGCUGAUGGACGAGAGUGUUCAGGUCAUCGAGGACUCCAAGUCCAAGGACAGACACCUGUUCCUCUUCAGCGAUGUCAUUGUCUUCGCCAAACUCAAGUCACCUGCCAGCUACCGUCUGAAGCACAGAGUUGGCCUGGAGGACCUCUGGAUAUAUGGAUUCGAAGAUGAACCGGAGGAAGAGGAAGGACACAUGGGUGAUAUUAACCUCAGAGUGACCCUUGUCCUCGCCUGGGACCUCACGUUUUGUGUGGUGUGUUUUUGUUCGCCUGGGGUGAAAGAACGCUGGCUAGAUACUCUUCACAGAAAAAUUACCGACGCGAGAGCUGGUUGUGCUUCUUCCCCUCCACCAGACGUCCUCAUGAAGGUUUUGGGUGGCAGCAUCACGACUAAAACUCUAACAGGAGGUGGCAUGGAGCAAUUAAUUGAGUUUCCACUUGACGGUGAUGCAAAGAUCUCCGCAGUGUCAAAACAAUUGUUUCACCAGGAGGACAAGGCUCCCAUUGAAACCAAGUGGAAGCUGGUGCGGAGGCUCAGACUGGGCUCCAGUUUCAUCAACAAAGCGAGCCGAUCAGAAACUGAGAGAAAGACUCAGCUCUUUGGACGGCCCCUCUGCAAAGUAUGCCCCGAUGAAUGCUCACUUCCUAAACCAGUCACAGAGGUGCUGGUGUGGCUGAGGAAGAGAGGGCCGUCCACGGAGGGGGUGUUUCGGAAAACGUGCAACAACAAGAAGAUGCUGGACAUCAGAGAGCAGCUCAACAGCGGCGUGGAGGUGGACAUGGAGAGCCAGCCGGUCGUCCUGCUCGUCGGGCUUCUCAAAAGUUUUCUGAAGGAACUUCCUGGCAGCCUACUGGUGUCUGAACUUUAUGACAAGUGGAUGGCGGCUCUGGACAAUGAAGACAGCCAGCAGAAAGCUCUGGAAACAAAAAGUGUGGUAGACGAGCUCCCGGGGCCCAACAAACUCCUCCUGCAGUAUCUGCUUUGCGUCCUCCAUCACAUUCUGGGGAGCGCUGACACCAACAAGAUGGACGCCCAUAACUUGGCGGUGUGUAUCGGCCCGACGCUGCUGCAGCUGGAUGGCACCCCGCUGGAUGAGCAGAAGGAGAAAACAGAGAAGGUCACAAAGCUAACCAAGUACCUGAUUGAGCAUUGUGAGAUCCUUGGGGAGAACAUCCCAAACCUGCUGGAUAUUGAUGAAGACUUGCAGUGCUCUCAGCACCAUGACUCAGCGUACGACAGCACAGACCUGGAUGGAGAUGGAGAGAGCGGCUCAUCCUCCUCCCAGGAGGGGCGUCCCAUCUUCCCUAUCUCCUCCAUGCCCGCUGAUGUCGAGUUCAACUCAAAACCAGCAUUCAACCGUCGCUGCUCCGAGCCCAUCAUCCUGCUGUCAGCUGAUCUGCAGAGCUGCUGCAGCCACUCCAGGAGCCACGACGACUGCUCGCUGGAGAGGAGGGACUUUGAGGAGCAGCCGCUAAAAAAGCAGAUCUCAGACGACUCCUUGCUCAGAGGACGAGGUGGCGCCAAAAAGGUGUUGUCCUUUCCAAAACUGAGCAGCAGCUCCAACACGGAUCACCUGCCCUACAUGGCAGGGAACUGCUCCUGCUCUUCUCUGGAGAGCGCUACCUCCAAUCAGUCAGAAGGCUCUGUUUUCACCAGCUCUCCAUUGGGGUCGCCAGCCUGCUCCCGGAGAGAAAACACAACCACUCAGCAGGACAUUCCAAGGCCCAUUACAGAUGAGAAAAGACGUUCACAGUCCAUGAGAGUUUCCAGUAAAGUCAUAAUGAGGACCAGGAGCUUAGGGGCCUUCAGCAGGAGCAGCGUGAAGAGAGACUCUCAGAAGGAAAACUCCUUCCCUUGUGAAACUCUCCAGGAGGACUCUCAGAGUGAGGCCGAUUCACCGGCUGAGCCUCUGCCCAAAACUCGCCCCCUGUCCGCCAUCGAAGUGUUCAGGCAGGUGGACAGCAAGAUCCCCUGCAGACCUCCGUCGUACAUACAGGCGAUGCAGAAUGCGGGUCCUCCUCCACAGUACGGAUCAAUGACUGUACUCAAUGCCAUAGAGCUGGGUAGAAGGUCCCGUCCGUCCUCUGUAAAUUAUGACUUCCCAGGAACUAGCUCAGUCUGUCAGUACAGAGACCGUAUCGCUCAGGCGGCACAGGACAAUGCUAACGUCCAGCAGCGGCAGCCUUUCCGGCAGAGAGCGAUGUCCGAGUCCGUGUCUGCAGGCCGUCGCGAGGCCGUGUCACAGAGAUGCAGCCAGCCAGUGUUUGAGGAAUUUUGUUACGCCAAGGAAUCUUAUGUUUGAGUGACUGAUGAACACAGAUUGGAAUUUUAGAUAUACAAACAUUUAUCAGUGGGCAUAGCUGAAGUUCUGGUAUUCAAACUUCAAUCCAGCAAGCUUAUUUUAUUUGUAACUUUUUCAGAGAAAAAAAUAUUUGUGAUUUUGGCUGAUUUUAGAAAACAUAAUAUUGUGAGUGCUUUGCUUCAUAAUAGCAGCUAUCACUCCCCUUUUCACUGUUCUUGGGUUGUUUAGACAGAGGAAAUGUGUUUUGAGGCUCUGCCCACUGAGCAGCUCUAUGUUAGAGAUAGCUUGUAUAUGUAAAUAUAUUCCAGUCUUUAUUUUAUCACUGUUUCACUUUAAAUGAAUGUCACAUGUGCUGCCUCUGUGGUUGCACUUUCUUUGUAGUACUAUUAAGAGUACACCACUUAAAAGAGAUGUAGUUAUUAUAUGAUAGGUAGUCUAUCACGAUGAAGCUAUGAAAACACAGUUCCCUGUGGAUCGAAUAUGCUAUUUGUUUAUUUUCUAUGUGCUAAUUUGUAUUUUGUGUACAGUACAGCUAAAAAAGUUGCUGUUUUUUGCUUUUUGUAAAUCCUCUUAUAAUGUCUUUUUUGCACUACAUUAAAGCACUUUUCUUGUGUUAGGUGAAAUUGUAAAUAAAAUAAGAUAGAUGUAAUCUUUGUCAAGGGGUCUUCCAGAUGGUUUGAGCUCAAAUGGAAGAAAAAUAACGCAAUAAAAGAAAAUAACAAAGUAAAAAAAUGUAUUUCUA